This is a messenger RNA of Drosophila albomicans, 2735 nucleotides long. RefSeq names its product conserved oligomeric Golgi complex subunit 3 (gene Cog3). Gene Ontology annotation, biological process: intra-Golgi vesicle-mediated transport; Golgi organization; intracellular protein transport. NCBI's taxonomy places the organism in Eukaryota, Metazoa, Arthropoda, Insecta, Diptera, Drosophilidae. Gene Ontology annotation, cellular component: COG complex; membrane; cis-Golgi network. The transcript is spliced from 8 exons. Bases 63 to 2711 code for a protein of 882 amino acids. The record is from RefSeq and is a predicted model, not a curated record.
UAACGGUGUGUGCACACUUAAUCGUACGAACAGCUGUUGUGUUGUUGGCUUCCAGCAGGAAAAUGGAUGACGUCGCCAGCGCGCAAAGUGAAAAUGAAAAUUUGCGUAAAAUACGAAAUCGUUUAAUGCAAUGGGAGACCAAAAACGAUCCACUCGCCGCACUCAAUGCUCAGCAAGAGGAGCACUUGGAAGUGCUAACCAGCUUAUGGCAGGACGACGAAAUAACGGCAACCACAACUCCUACUAAAGAAGUCAACAAACAAUUGGCAACCAGCAGUGGGGUUGACAUACAACAAUUGCCAGCGGGCGGACUGCAGAAUACAAAUGAUUUUCUGCUCUGGUUCGUCAACGUCAAUGCGGAGAUUGAACAACGUGGCGAUGCCGAUUAUCACAAGUAUCUGCAGCAAUUGGAGCAACGUAAGGCGGAAUGUGCUCACAUGCUCACACAAAUCUCAGUGGCCAUGGAACGAUUGGGUGCCUUAAGCUCCGAAUACGAAUUUGUCUCCCAGAAGACAAGUGCAUUAAAUACGGCCAGUGAACAGUUGAUUGAUGAGCAGCAGAAACUGCAGGAAUUAAACAGUGAGAUACAACGGCGCCUGCACUACUUCAGUCAAGUGGAGCUACUGCUGCAGCGGCUACAGAGUCCCACAUUGUCGGUGGCCAGUGAAGCAUUCCGUGAGUGUCUUAAUAAAAUAGACGAAUGCUUAAACUAUUUGGCAGAGCACCCCAACUUCAAGGAUGCGGCUGCCUAUAAUGUCAAGUAUAAGCAGUGUCUAGCCAAAGCCACUGGACUGGUGCGCAAUUACAUUACCAAUGUGAUCAAUCAGGCUACUGAGGCAACUCUUAAUCCACGCAAUAACAGCAGCGAUGCUGCGCUGCAAGCGCCUGAUGCCGCUUUUGCUUUGUACUAUGGCAAGUAUCAAACGUCAGCGGCGAAAGUGAAGCGUGUGGCUCAGUUGAUUGAAACGCGGCUGGAGAAUAGCAACAGCAGUGAGUACAGCCAACUGAUGACGGAUCUGCAACAACAUUAUCUGGCACAGCGAGCCAGUGUCAUGUCCCCAGCUGUCAAUCAAUCCAUACAGAAUGUAAAGAACGCUCACAAGGGCGAUCACUGUUCGCUGACGCGCAGUGCUUGCGCUUUUUUGGUGCACGUCUGCCAGGAUGAGCAGCGUCUUUAUUAUCAGUUCUUUAGUACUGGAGCUCCUCAUUUAACUGUUUAUCUUGAGGGACUUUGCACGAUUCUGUACGACACAAUGCGGCCGUUUAUCAUACACAUUAAUCAUUUGGAAACGUUGGCCGAGAUAUGCUCUAUUCUGCGCAUUGAAAUGCUCGAAGAACACGUGCAACAAAAUCCCGCUGCUUUGGAAGCCUUUGCCACUAUUGCACAUCAGCUGCUGCAGGAUGUACAGGAGCGUUUGGUGUUCCGUGCGCAUUUGUAUUUGCAGUCCGACAUCCAAAACUACAAUCCAUCAACGGGAGAUCUGGCCUACCCCGAAAAGCUGGAAAUGAUGGAGAGCAUUGCCUUGUCGCUUCAAGAGCCAACACAACUGCGUCGCUCAGACUCGCGCGCCUCCAUGAUGUCCACUGAAGCAGAGAGCGUGGACACCGCCUACAGAGUGAAGCAAAUGAAUUCGCCUGCUGAUCUGCAUGGCAUGUGGUAUCCAACUGUGCGUCGUACUUUGGUCUGUCUCUCGCGUCUCUAUCGCUGUGUGGAUCGCCCCAUAUUCCAAGGAUUAUCCCAGGAGGCCUUGAGGGUCUGCAUACAAAGUGUUUCACAGGCGGCGGUUAAAAUUGGCGCCGCCAAAACGCCUAUUGAUGGCGAACUCUUUGAAAUCAAACACUUGCUUAUUCUGCGCGAACAAAUUGCUCCAUUUCGUGUGGACUUCACUGUGAAGGAGACUUCACUGGACUUUAGCAAGGUGAAGACAGCUGCUUUUGGACUGCUGCAAAAACGCAAGCAGCUCUUCUCCAUGGGAAGCAAUAAUGCACUGUUGGAAUUUCUGCUCGAAGGUACGCCACAGAUAAAAGAACAUUUGCUGGACUCGCGCAAAGAAGUCGAUCGACAGCUAAAGACAGUGUGUGAGCAAUAUAUUAAGGAUGCAGUGCAUAUGCUGGUGGGACCACUAAUAACAUUCCUCGACAAGGCACAAGCGCUGUUGGCCACCACUGCAACAAGCGAUGCGUCCAAGGAGCCAGGAGCGACAGCCAAAGUCAACUAUGUGCUGCGUCAAAGCAGCUGGGCGAGUCCACAGCAGAUAAGCAGCAUUAUACAAGAGACACAGCGUCUUAUCAAGGCUAAGUUGGCUGUGCUGCAGCGCGCGAUGCAGCUGUAUUUGAGCAACCGUGAUACCGAGUUUAUAAUCUUUCGUCCCAUACGUAACAAUAUUAUACAAUCAUUUGUCAAGUUGGAGCAAUUACUAACGACAAAUGGCUAUACACAGGAUGACAUGAUCAUCACAAGUUGCCCCUCAGCGGAACAAGUGUCCAUUUUACUUUCUAGCGCCAGCAUCUUGGCUGCCGAGGGUGUGGCCAGCUUUGCAGCAGCGGCGCGCAAAAUCAGCACCUCAUCAUCAACGGGAGGGGAUUCAACAGUUGGCCGCAAAUUGAGCACAAUUUCCAAUAAGGAGCAGCAACAACAACAGCAGCAGGCAGUGGUAAUCGAGGAGCCGGAGAGUGAACAAGUUGCCCCUGCUGUUGUUAGCGACGAAUAGUUUUUGCAAUAUAUAGUAUCCUUA